Molecule: messenger RNA, 985 nt
Organism: Caenorhabditis auriculariae
Lineage: Eukaryota; Metazoa; Nematoda; Chromadorea; Rhabditida; Rhabditidae
Source: the annotation of a GenBank genome assembly
AUGAUGGAACGGUCGGCGGCUGUUUUUUCGCCUUGUCCGAGCUGUCGUCGCGACAAAAAGACAAAUGAGCCGGCCGAUGGCACGCGCUCUUCUCGGCCUACGGUAGCAAUAAAAACAACAUCGAGCAAGUCAGUUUUUGAGGUCCGCUGAGAACUUUGAGAAAGUAGUCUUCAAUGAAGGCUUCCUGGAAGUUCAGUCGAAAUCCAAGAGUCUAAUUUUGCUUUUUGAAUAAAUAAUCUAGUUGACAUUGAAAAGGAAAGAAUCUCAGUCUGAGAGCAGAAUUGAAAGUGUUCUUUUUUUUAAAGAGCAUGACUGAAAUCAUCAGGAAAGCACUCUCAAAAUUGCGACUCGAAAUAACAAUUCUUCGCUUUGGAUGACUAUAGUUUUCAUUUUCAAGCCUUUUGUGAGAACAAUUCGAUUAGGACGUAUUUCUGUGUUUUGAAUAUUAUAUGUGUGAACAGCAUAUAUGGGAGCUCUUUCAGAGCAAAAGCGCUUUUUGGAGUUAGUUGAGUGGAAACGAGCAUCUACGAUCACCAUAAAAAGGACGAGACGUGAGCAUCUACGUCUUCAAAAACUUCGGCAAGCUGUUUGAAAUAUGCUUGAUCAAACAAUUAAAAAACCUAAUCUGCAGAAAAAAGGACAGAUCGAAGGAAAAGGAAGAAGAAGACGAUGAGCAGAUUCGGAAACAGUGCAAGACCCGCUCAAAGGACUUUUCUGAUGGAAGCUUCGUUUCGAGGAAAGUCAAGGAGAAAGGCGGAAGGAAGGCGGAGACGCGUCUCUCGCCUACACACACACGCGAAUGCACAAGGCGGGCACAGAAGGUGAGUCACGUCUGUUCGACAAUGUCGGCGGCCGCGCCAUCGCCGCCAGGUCCUGCCAGCCUUUUCCGAGUUCAGUCGACUGUUUCAACCGUUUCCUCUGCCCUCAGUGUAAUAUCGAAAUUGGCGUCUUGGACUGCCUGGCUUCCCGAGGGAGCUCAUUUUAG